UCAACUUCCCAAACCCUAACCCCAACUCCUCCACCUCCACCUCCUCCUCCUCCGCUUGCUCUCUCUCUCUCUAAAAGCUGUUGGCUGAUGCAGAAGACUGCUGUUUCUUGUCUUGUUUUUAUCUUAGUUUCUGGUUAAUUGUUUUCCAACUAACCCUUCCCCCCACCUCACCUCUCUCUCUCUCUCUCUCUCUCUCUGGCAUUAGAUCUAAAACUGACUACUUACGAGCAAAAAGAGGGAGAGGAUUAAACCCUUCGUCCGACUUGGACGUCCACCUCACUCCCCUCCAAACAGACAACCUUGGAUGGAGCAAUGAUGGCCUGACUAUAGUUCUGAAGAUUUUUUCUCUAUCUUGUUUAAAGAAUUUCUUUGUUCAAGUCGCACUUAUUUAUUCUGGAAUGAAGGAUUGUGAUAAAUAUGCUUUCAGGAGCAAAUAUAGUGAGGCUACAUAGUAUCUUGUGGCAAGCAGUUAAAAGUAAGGGCAAGUAUCAGUACUGAAUACCAAUCCAGAUGGGGACCGGGGAAGAGACCUCCCCUGCUAAGCCUUCAAAGCCAACUUCUUCAGCUCAGGAAAACCAAACAGUACCUUCAUAUCCUGAUUGGUCAAGCUCCAUGCAGCCUUAUUAUGGGGCUGGUGCUGCUCAUCCUUUUUUUGCCACAACUGUUGCUUCUCCUACUCCCCAUCCUUAUCUUUGGGGCCAGCAUCCUUUGAUACCGCCGUAUGGGACCCCAGUUCCCUACCCAGCUCUGUAUCCCUCAGGUGGAGUUUAUGCUCAUCCUCCUAAUAUGGCCACGGGUCCAAGCAUGGGACAGGCAAACGUGGAGUUAGAAGGAAAAGCCUCAGAUGGGAAGGAUCGGGCUUCAAAUAAGAAAUCCAAGGGAACUCUAGGAAGCAUGGCUGUGGUUGGUGUAAAGGGUGGAGAAAAUGGGAAGUCAGCUUCAGGUUCAGGAAAUGAUGGUGCCACACAAAGUGCUGAAAGUGGGAGUGAAGGUUCAUCAAAUGCAAGUGAUGAAAACAACCAACAAGAAUACUCUGCAGCUGCAAGUAAGAAAAGAAGCUUAGACCUGAUGCUUGCAGAUGGAGCCAAUGCACAGAAUAACACUGUUGGAGUAAAUCUUCAAGCUUCGGUACCUGGGAAUCCAGUCGUCUCUUUGCCUACAACUAAUCUGAACAUGGGAAUGGACCUAUGGAGUGUGUCUCCUGCUGGUGCUGGAGCUGUGAGACCUCAUGCCUCUGGUGUCUCACCUGCUGUUGCUCCAGCAGCGAUGGUUGCCCGUGAAGGCAUGAUGACUGACCAAUGGAUUCAAGAUGAUCGUGAAUUGAAGAGACAGAAGAGGAAGCAAUCUAACAGGGAGUCAGCUAGGAGGUCAAGAUUAAGGAAGCAGGCAGAGUGUGAAGAGCUACAAGCAAGGGUGGAGACCUUGACCAACGAAAACCAAACACUCAGAGAAGAGAUGCAGAGGCUUUCUGAGGAGUGUGAGAAGCUUGCAUCUGAAAAUAAUUCCAUUAAGGAAGAGUUAACUAGAUUGUGGGGACCUGAUGCAGUAUCGAAACUCGAGAAUAACAACUCUAACCAACUACUACUUCAGUCUCCCAACGACGAAAACUGUUGAGGUACCUGGAGGCUGCAAAGGAAAACUGGUAUGAGGUGGGAUGAGAGGUAUUCAUCAAGCCUGCAGAACUUAAUGACUGCGGCACUAAUUAAGCAAGGUUUACUUAAUCCUUACUAAUGUACAAAACUAACCCUUUUUCAAUAUAACACUCACAUUUGUAACUCUUUUAACAGAUGCCCAAGCUUUUGAUUUAUUGACAUGAUGUAGGAUUAUUAUUUGAAAAGAGAAACUCAGAAGAAGAAAGGCCGUGAAGGACAUUGUCAUCUUAAA
This is a messenger RNA of Diospyros lotus (date-plum), 1884 nucleotides long. RefSeq names its product G-box-binding factor 1. Gene Ontology annotation, biological process: regulation of DNA-templated transcription. The transcript has 13 exons. Gene Ontology annotation, cellular component: nucleus. The coding region runs from base 511 to 1614 and encodes 367 amino acids. The record is from RefSeq and is a predicted model, not a curated record. Gene Ontology annotation, molecular function: sequence-specific DNA binding; DNA-binding transcription factor activity. NCBI's taxonomy places the organism in Eukaryota, Viridiplantae, Streptophyta, Magnoliopsida, Ericales, Ebenaceae.